CCCUCCCUCCUUCCCUCCCCCCUCCUCCUCUCGGAGGAUGCGGGGCAGUGUGCGUGGUCCUGCGCGCAGAGAGGGACGCGAUCAUCUCGAGAGGAGGCUGAGAUCUUGCUCCGGGAUCAGAUUUUUCUCCGUUUUGGACUCCCAUCUGAUCCCCCGUUUCUUCGGUCUCGUCGUGAUUCGGACUCGGACUCGAACAUCAGGGAUUGUUUGGAUAAUGGUUCGCUUUAAAUGCUCGUUUUUUCGGAGCUGCAGCUGAUCUUUGAUCCAGAGUCCACCCGGAUCUCAGCGUGAUGGAUCCCCGAGAGUCCGCCGUCCUAAAACUUUUCAUUGUUAGCUUUCUGGGUGAGUAUCGAUGAUCGAUUAUGUUUGUUCUGAUCGAUGUGGCCGACUAUAGCGUCACUGUGACGGUGGACGGCGUGUUUACAGUUAUUACUGAUAUUACAGCUCCAUCACAGCGGGUGUAGCAGCAUCUAUAUGAUCUAUGUUUCGUUGCCACUUAAGUCACGUCUGCCUGUUACCAUGAUUUUACAUUAAACACGUUUUAUCAUAUAGUCAUAUAUCAUAUAGUUUUAAAACAAUUUUUAUGUUAUAAUAAAGAGAAGCAGUCUAAACUCUAUGAUUAUGGUGUCAAACUUUAUUAUUACAAAAAGCAGCUACUGCAAACACUAGUGUACACGACACACUUUUAAUACAUAUAUUUAUCAGCUGAAAAAGGCUGCCAGUAUAGGGGUAUUUUACUGUGAAGAUGUGAGUAAUUGUAUUAAUGCAGAAGUGCAGUGGAUACACAUCAAGAAAGACAAGUCCAGCAGUACCACCCUAUAACAAUAAUAAUAAUAAUAAUAAUUAUAAUAAUUUAAAAAAAUCAUUUUAUUGUACAGCGUUUUUAAAAACACUCAAAGACGCUUAACAAGUUUGCUCCCCCAUAGCCGAAAAAUUAUGUAUUUAAGGCCCCUCUGUCGAGUUUAUGGUUAUGUGUGACAGACUGAAACUCAAAGUAUGGCUUAUUCAUAUUAAAAUAUUCACAAGAAGUUAUACAUUUGACUGUCAAAAUUCUGCUGGAUGAGGCCUUUUGUAAAGUCUCUUCUCAAGCAUUUAGAGGGCUAGACUGCUUUGUCCACAGGGUGGCGCCAAACUUGACACAAACCAAAAGUUCCUUACAGGAGCUUUAAAAAAAACAGUGGCUGAGACUGUUUGUUGUGAUUUGCUGAAAAUAAUCUAAACACCAAAUGACCAGUGGCAAUGACCAGCAACUUGUGCCAGGGAUUGGUGUCAGUCUUGGCAAAUUGGUCCCAGGCAGUAGAUCCAGCCAUACUUCACAGCUUUACAACCUCAUCUAAGGAGCUUAGCAAAAUAAGUACCUUUACUUCUGGCCUACUCUUCCACAUUUCCAUUUUCCAUCUUAAAUUCAAAACACUCUAAUCUUACCAAACAAAUUGUCUCAUUACAACAUGUCUCACCACACUUAAUGUGAGCUUCAUUGACAGAUUCAAAUUUAAAUAUUAUUCCAAGAUGUGUUAAUCUUGUUAGGUUCCUUGGAAUAAAUGUUACAUCUUGCUUUAGGGUAAUUGCUUUUCCUAUUUGCUACCAUUUCAACUCAAUUGAAUCAAUGAAGUCUUUAUUUUUGGCUCACAACAAUGAGCCUCUGAACAGAGAGCCGUGACCUAAAUGUGCAGGUUCCAUCUUCAAAGAGCAGCACUGACAAAAGAAGCAGUAAAAAUAUCCAUUAACUUCCCUCAAAUAGUUACAGGGCCACAGAACACAACAGAUACAGAUUUAAAGACCUACUGAAAGAACAUUUAUCAGUCAAACAGCUCCUUAUUUGGAUGAAGCUACUUGGUACAAUCAAUCAGUGUUUACUUGAUUGAUUUACUUGAAAUAUCUGAAGUCUGCUUAUGUAUUGCGUACUGUUUCUGUAAAUUAAUUCAGUUAUGUGGAAUGUAUGUUGAUAUUUGAAUAUCUGAUUAUUUCAGAACUAUAGCUACACUGUGGAAAUGAAUAAGGUCCAGUAAUAUGUGUAUGUUGUUUACAUUGUUCUAGUUUUGCCGUUUAGUUUUUGUCCUGUAGGCUGUUGUGAGUUGUUGUGGUUAUUGACGUUGUCUUUGUGUUUGUGGCGUGAUGUUUUUUGUGUCUGUGCACUGCCAUGGAGAGCUAAUUGUAAAUGUAGACUCCAGGAAGAAUAGCGAUGGCCUUAGCCAAGGCUGAUGGAGAUCUAAAUAAAUAAAUAAAAAUGAAAUUUGAUCACAAGUUCAUGCUGUUGGUUAUAGACAUGGGUCAGUGUGAGAUUCUGUCAGCAUAAUAACCUGAAGUAUAAAAAGCUUCAGGGUUAUUGUUUAAUUGUGUGUACAGAUCUGUGUGUACAGUUCAACCUUAACUGAACAGUAACAUCACAUUAAGCAUGAUGUUAAACACGAUGUUGGAGGGACGACUUACCAACUUGAAAACCAGGACCAUCUGGGGAGCACGUGAAUGCAGCAAUAGUUGAGUUGUAGAAGGAUAAAAAGGGAAAAAAGUGUUUUAUUACACUUGAGGUACUAAAGUAUAAUUAUCACCUUUUUAAAAAGCUUACAAUAACAAUUAAUCAUUAACAACAACACAGUCAACAGCGUGAUCACAUUCUCAUACUAAACCAAUCUGCAGAGAGAAUUCUGGCACCGUCCUCCUCUGCCUGUUGACACUUUGGCAAAAGUUGUACUCUCAGAAAGUAACUGUAAACAACAACACGGAGCACACGUUAAAAAUUUUCCUCUGUUUACUUGAAGAGAGCAACAGUCUACAUUGGUUGUUAUUGCUGACUAGUCACCAGCAGAGAAAAGGAGAAAAGAGGAGCGAAAUGGAUGAGAAAACUAUUGAGAGAUAUGAAAACAGCAGGUUGAAAUAAGCAUCAACCAAAGUGAAGAAAAAAGACAGGAAGUAGGCUAACGUUAAACCACAACACUGCAGGACAUUUGGCAGUAAUACCGACUGAUAAAUUAAAACUGUCAACAGAAUAGUAAGUGGGAACCCCUCUGCUUGGUGCCAGAGUCCUGCUGACCCUGUCAUGUGUGAUCCAUGUGACAACCUGCUCACAGUUUAUAAUUCUGUAGUUAUUACUCAGACCCUUGUAUCUGUAAUGUUACUGAUCUGCUAUACAACUACCACAUUAAAGCUCCUGUGAGGAACUAUUGGUUUGUGACAGCUCGGCGCCCUCUGUACACAGAGCAGCCUUUACUUUUAUUUGCCUCUACAUGCUUGUCCUUUGACAAAAGAUAUCUCAUCCUGAUGACUUUUAACAGUUGAAUAUAUCAUCCAUUGUGAAAGUUUUAUGUAGAUAUUGUAAAACCCAGAUAUUGUUUGUUUCUUCAGUUGCUCAACUGACACUUACCCCCUUGCCCUAAUGACAGUAUAUGAGUUGUAAAUCUUGUCGCCCUUUGUCUUAAUUGCUUCUUGAUAUGAUAAAAAGGCAUCAAUAUGAGUUUCAGCAUAUUUUAUACAUGUAAAAAAAAAAACCUCCUUACAGGAGCUUUAAUGUCACUAUAGUUGUGUAAUAGAAGUGAAGUAGAAUUGAUUAGGUAUUGUAUCUGAAUUAGUGCUGUAGUGAUACUGUGGCAUGUAGUAAAUCUGGUUUUAGGGAACCUUCGGUCCAUGAUUUAGGUUUAGUUUGUAUUCCUGUUUAGACAUCAGGUUUUUAUCUGAAGGCAAGUUUCUGAUCUGUGGUCAGCUCUGCAGCUCAAUCAAUAAUUUAAUCACUAAUUGAAUCUGCUGUUUGACAUCUUAAUGCACUGAAAGAGAAAUAUUCUUGUAGUCUCUGUCAGGCCUGGACCUGAAUUUGUACUGAGAGAUCUGAGAUCUUGCAGCAUUCAACAUCCCAGACUUACAGCAUUUUUAAAUGUCUGUUAAAGUAAUCAAUUAUUUGAAGAAGUAUUAUGUUAAAUAAUCAGUCAAUGUAAUGAUUUUAAAAUAAUCAGUUAUAUGCUAGAAAGAAAAGGUUUAGUCAUGUGUUUGUCAUACGGUCUCUGUGGUCUUAGUAAAUCAACAGAGAUCGGGCUGUCGGUCCACAUGUGCGUCACAAAAACAGAUCCCUUCAGAAACAUCUGCUCAUAAACAUCUUAUCAGAGCGAGAAACAGCCUCAGGCUUCUGCUGCUCAAACAUCUGUACUAUCAAAUGAAAAAUUGCUUUAGUUAAGCUUUACAGUGCAAUUCAGGGGAAAAUAAUAUUCAUGUUCAGUCAUUCACCAACCUGCAAAAUGCAAUGAAUAGAGUAUUGAUCAAGAAUUUCAGUUAACUAAGAGAUGAAAUGUUUACUAAAUCACUAAACAUGCAAAUUGAGUAUUUUAUCAAUGAAGUUUUACAAUGCUGGAAUAAGGAAUGCACUCAUUUUCAGGGUAAUUUACAUAAAUGUUGGUUUGCUGUUUUGAUAUUUGGUUGAUAUAGAAGUUCUGGUGUUAGAUAUGGUAGCUGUGAUGUUAAGAUGGUGGUUUUGCUGUUAGUUUUGAUUUUAACUGAUGGUUAUUUUGCUGUCUUUUGUCAUCUUUUGUGAUAAAAAUGCUGCUGCUAUUUCUGUGCCAAACAUGAAAAAUAUAUUCAAACUGAAGGAGCAGAAACAGAAUAUUAUUCUCAGUAGCCUGCAGGCUUGUGUAGAGGAUGUGUCUUUGUGUCAGGUGUUUAAACUGUCAGGUUUUGUUGUGGUAUUGUUCUGCAAUGCACCUGUUCCACCUGUCAGAGCAUGUUUCUGUAUGAGAGCCGAUAUAGAAAGCAGAUUUAAUGCUGCCAAAGACAUCAAGGAAAUUGAAAAAUGGUAUAACUGUAUUGUGGCAUAUGAUAGCGAUGAUGACAACCAUGAUAAUUAAGGUGAUGAUAGUGAUAAUAAUAGUAUUCAUGAUCAUGAUGGUAUAACAAUGUGUUGAUGACAAACUCUAAUCAUGAUUAUGAUCGUUACAGCCACCAUGAUAACAAUGGUAAUGAUGGUCAAAGUGUUGCUAAAUGGAAUCCUUAUUUUUAAGAUGAUGAUGAUGUUAGUUGAUCAAGAUAAUGAUGAUAUUAUGUAGACAAUAAUGAUGAUUAUCAUGCUGGUGAUUAUGGUCAAGAUCAUGGCCCUGCUGACAGUGAUGAUCUCGAUAAUGUUGAGGAUGAUUCUGCCUCUGGUGAUAAUGAUGAGGACGAUGAUCAUGAUGACGAUGAUUAUCAAGAUCAUUACAUGUGUGAUAAUGGUUAUGGUAAUCCAGAAGAUAUUAAGGAUGCUGCUGCUAAAAAUGAUGAUGAAAAUAAUGGUGAUGCAGAUGAUGCUGUAGAUGAGGAUAAUGUAAUCAUGAUAAGAACUAUGCUGGUCAUGGAAAUAAAGAUUUCCGUGACAAUGAUGAUCAUGCUGAAUUUGAAAAUGUUAAUGGUGAUAAUAUUGAUCUUACGACUCUCCUGAAGUUUUAUUCCAAUGAAAAUGACUGUGUCAUUAUUGUCAAUGGUAAUAAAAAUUAUGAUCAAAAUAAUAAAAGAGAUGGUAAUGAUGUUGAUCAUGAUGAUGGAGGUCAUGGUAGUACAAUGGUAAUGUUGAUGAAAAUGAUGACAGUAAUGCUAAUGAUGGUGAGGAAAUUCAUGACAGUGAUGUUGGUGAUGAUUAAAAUAAUUUAGAUGCGUCAACCAAAGGAUUAAAUAAUGAAUAAAAUAUUGCUUAAAGUAAUGAUUAUAGCGGUGGUAGAGAUAACAAUAUGUUGAUGAUAAUGAUGGUAAUAGUAAUGAUUAAAAGGAUAAUCUUGAUGAUAGGACCGUGUGAAAAUGAAUAACAAUGGGAGCUGAAAAUUAUGAUAUUUGCACAAGUGAUAUUGUUUAUGUGGAUGAAAAUAAUCAUGUGGUGAUGACAGAGGUGGUUAUAAUAAUGAGAAAUAUGAUCAGGAUGAAGAAGGAGAUCACAAUGUUGAUCAUGAUAGUGGUGGGGAUGGUGGGUAUUAUGACAAUGUAAAUAAUGAUGACAGUAAUGGUAACGAUCGUGUUAAAAACAGUAUAAGAAAUGUUAUUGACAAUCAAAAUAAUGGUCUUGAUGCUUAUGAUGGGGAUGAUAAUAAUAAAAUUACUGCUGACUGUGAUAAUGAUGGUAGUGGUAGUGAUGAUGAUUGUGUUAAUGAUAAUAAUGAUGGUGAUCAUGAAAAGGAUGAGGAUCAAAAAAGAAGAUAAUCAAGGGCACAGUUUUAAUGAUCACGUUUCUUGGGACACUGGUGUAUAAAGAAGAUAAUAAAUCUGAUGCAAAUGUUGAUAGUUGCGGUCUUGAUAAUGAUGAUCAUGAUGAUGGUCACAGGAUGAAAGAUUGCUGAUAAAAUACUGAUUUCAUAAUAAUGAUGUGUGGUGAUAGUGAAGACUUAAAUAACAGGUUGAUGAUGAUAAUGAUGUUAAUUUCAGAUGAUGAACUUAGUGAUGAUGAAGUGAUGCUGAUGAAGCUGAGAAUGAUAAGGCUAAUAAUAAUGACGGUAAUUACGAUGAUGAUGAUAACAAUGGUGAUGAUGAUGAUGUUGCUGCUGAUGAUGAUGACAGUGAAGAUACCAGUAAUCGCCCUUAUUUUAUAUUUUUAGCCGAGCCCUGUUUGUUUUUUUUUUAGUCCCAAUGGAUCUGUUUUUCUGGUUCUGUUUGGCUCAGCUGAGGGUUUCACCUGUGGUCUGUGGGUGGUUUUCUCCUCCCUGUGAUAUAUGGCCUCACUUCAAAUAGAGGUAUUUUCACAAAAUGUAAACAAAGCUGUUAUCGCAGAAUCACAGCGUGACACCUAUUCACCAAGUUCUCCUGGAAAACACAGCCCUGUAAUCACCAGCAGCGCUGCUAGAACUCACAGAGAGAUUCAAAGGUUAUAGAGAGAAUUUUCUUCUACUCUCAGUGUUUUUAUUUAUUUUAUUUCUGUCUUCAUUGUAAUCACCCAGGACUCAACCUCGCCCCUUCCUGCUUUUGUUUGUACCCAGAAUUCCCCUCAGUCUUUUGUCAUUGUCCUUCUUCCUAUUCACCCUGAGAUCCUCUCCCCCUCCCACAGCCUGGAUGUCAUGAUUCUUUCCCAAAAUCUCCUCUUAAGAAAUCUUUCUUUUAACCUUCAUGUGUGCACUUAGGGAUUGUGACAUUAAGAUAGUAAGAUUUUUGGACCCCAGUUAUACCAUUUAUGGAAAAAAGGGCAUCUUACACAUCAUGUGACACUUCUUCAUCACAACAACAGACAACAACCAUUUGGUUCAAUUUAAACAGGCGAUUUCAAAGUUAUGCCAAAAAAAUAAUUCAAACAAAAUUACAACAAGAGUGACAAAGAGGAUUAAUAAUUUAAAUGAUUUGAAUCAUGUAAAAGUGGUUGAAGUUCUUAAGAGAUGAAAAUAAAGAAUAGUUAUUGAUAAAAUCAGAUAACUGAACAAAUAUCUACAUGAAAAGCAAAGAACUGAGUAAGUACAUGCCAGUGAGAUAAAUAAGAGAUGUAACAGCAAAUAACAAAAAGAAAAGAAGAAGAGAUUAGAGAACAAUGGAGCAUCAGCACAGAUAUAAUAAAAGUCAAACUAGUGUAAUGAUAAUAAUAUUAAUAAUAAUUUUAUUAUGGAAUAGAACAUGGUAAAAAAAUAUUUAUGGUAUGAACAUUUACACAGUCCUCAAUAUUAACAAGGGUGAUAAUGUUGAUGUUGUUGACAAUGCCAAAGAUAAAAAUGUUGAUGUCAAUGAUGGAUCAGGUGAUGAUGAUGUUUGGCUGAAAACUGUGAUGCUGCUGAUGAUAUGAUGACAAUAAUGGUGAUGAGAAUCAGAAUGUUGUUUGUGACGAUGGCAUUGAUCAGAUGAUAGUGAUAAAGUGAAUGAUAAAAGUAUGGUGAUGAUAGACACAAAGUUGAUGAUGAUUUCAUAAGGUGCUUGGAUGCUGCUGCUGAUAAAUACAAUGGUUGACAAUGUUCAUGAUGAUUGUGUCAACUAUGGUUAUAAAUGGAUAAUAAUAAAUAUAAUAAUAAUGGUAGUGUGAUUAUUGCUUGCAAUACUGCUGAUGAUUGAUGAUGCUAACAAUGGUGAUUUUAGGAGGAUGCUUGUUGUUGGUUGUGAUAAUGUUAGCAACAUCUUUAUGAUGAUGAUGUUGAUGAUCAUAAAAAUGAUGACAAUGGUGAUUAUAAUAACAAUAAUGAUAAUGAAGUACAAGGUGAAGAUGAUGAUUUAAAAAUAAUUGGAUGAUAAUGACAAUUAUAGUAUUAAUGGUUGUGAUGAGAAUGUUGAGAAUGAGUAAGGUGAUAAUAUUGGUGAUUAGGAUGUUGGUGAUUAGGAUACUGAUAUUGUUGAUGAUGAUGAUGAUUACGAUGAUGAUAAUGAUGAUGAAGAUGAUAAUAAUGAAGAUUUGUUAUUAAAGUGCAUAAUGCUAAUUAUGGUAGUGAUAGCGAUAAUGAUAAUGAUGUUAAAUUGAUGUUAAUAGCAAUGAUGUGGACAAUGAUAAUGACUAUGGUUAAUAUGUCACAAGUCAUAAGUGAUUAAUCACCGUAAUAGUAUUAAAAUUAAUAAAAUAAUCUGAAAUAAAUCUUCUUUUCUUUUCAGUUAACAUCUUGGGGAUGAUGAAAGCAUCAACAGGUGAGUUCCGAUCAUUUAUUCUCUCUUUUUUUUAACAGUCUGUCUGUUUAUAAACCAAAACUGUUAUCCACAGAUAUGAUCGAAUAUCAAAUAAAUCAUCAACUGAGACAAACAGAAACAUCAGCCAGAAAACUAGAUAAGAAAAUACCAAACAGACUGGAUAAAAUAAGGUUUUAUGACAUACUGGAAAAACAAUUUUAAUUACAUCCAACAGAUAUAUUAAAGAAAAACACAAGAAUUAAAAAUGUAUAUCCUUUUAUUUUAGUUUAUGUCAGAUUCAAAAUAUUGAACUUAUCAUCCCUUUCCUUGUCCUCUUCUUCUUUCCCUAUCUCCUCUCUUUCCUCUUCAUCAUGGGUUUUUUAGCUGCUGACACUGUGACAUUGGAGACCCUGACCCCCAUUCUCAAUAAGUCGUGUGAUGAGUCCAGGCUGCAGUGGGAGGUGGAAGUGUGUGGAGAUGACUUUAAAAGAGACAUGGACAAUGUGGAUCCUCAGUACUGGUGUAACCUCACUCACUUCAUCAGGUAUGAUACACAUGUUCUCAUCUGUACAAAUAUACUUUAUAAAUAUAUAAACUUAUUUAUGUUAUUUAUAAAACCCUCAGAGAGGAAAACAGGAAAUAUAAAACCCAAAGACAAAGCUGUGACUGUUUUACAAAUUAACAAAUAAGUAGAAACAGAUAAACAUUAGGGUUGAAGAGAUGGAACAAUCACAUCGGUUUCUGGAGUUAUAAUAUCUGGUAUAGGACCUCAACUGUUCAACAGUUCCUGGUUUUUGUUUUUUCAUUCCCUUACUGUCAGGGAUUUCCUGUUUUUUCAGAGAGUGGGAUGAAGCGUCCAUGAUUUCCAAAAUGAAUUUCAGGUCGUGUUUUGUCUAACUUCAGGACAGUUUUUGUCUUUGCCACAGUUCAUUUGGAGGCCCAGAGAAGUUGGAGGCAAUUCUGGAUCAUUGUAUUUUAUGGUUUCCUCUUUGUGUGUUCACAGAAAACUGCUUUUGGAUUUGAAUUAAAACCCAUGCAGUGAUUUUUACUACAUAGUCAUGUCUGCCCUUUAUGCAGUGCUACAUGAGAGCCUGAUGAUCACAACCAUCCAGUAUCUGUAUCAACCUUGUCUCUCUUGUUCAGAGAUUUCUCCACAUUCUGAUGUUGUCAGCCUCUAACAAUUUGCAGUUUAAUUCCAAAGAAAUUAUCUAAAAUUGCUCAAGUAUUUUACCACACAGUGUCUCACAGAGUUGUGAACCUCUUCCCACAAUCACAUCAGAGAGACUCAGCCUCUCAGAAGUGCUCAUUUUAUUGCGUCACCUUACUAGCCUAGUGCAAAAUAACUCAGUAAGUAAGGAGAUAUUCCACUUGGUCUCAUUUUUAGCAAUAGGGGUUGUGGCGUCAAUGAACUCAUGUUCUGACUCCUCCCUCUCAUCUUCACCUUUCUCCUCAUCUUCCUCUCUCCUCUUUUUACAGCUGGAUGUCUAUGGGAGACAGACCUCCUGCUGUCUAUCUUCAUCCAGCUUAACCUCAUUCUUUCUGUCACCUUUGACCUCAGAGGGCAAGGGGGGGCGCACACACACAUACACACACAGCGAGACACCCACACACAUACUUUUAAAGUUGUGUCAGAGGAUUAUCAGUAAGGGGUGAUGAUAUUCUUGGAAAAGCAGGAACACUGGUCACAUGGUCUCAUUUUUAUAAACAUGUUCCAGGGAAAAAAACUGAUUUUUUUUCAGAUUUACAAAUAAUCAGAUUUAUUGAAAAGUUGUUAAAGAUCAUGUGAACAUUUAACUUUUUAGAUAAUGUGAUUGCUUAGAAUCAUGUGACUGAUGUUUUCUCAUUCUGCUGGUUCAUCCUGUGAAAUUAAGCAUUGAUUAAUCCGGUGAUGUUACAAAGACAUGGCUCUGUUUUUUUGGGUCAAACUCUGACACCUGAACACAGACGGAUUUCUAAAUGCUCACUCAGACUAUAAAUAUCUGUGGCCUUUUAAACCUCUUUCAAGUGGAGCUUUAUUCUGAAAGAGCAGGAAGGAAAUGGGGAGGUCAGGCUCUGUUUCCAUACUGAACAGAAAUAUAAACUCUCGGUGUCGUACUCUUUACUUACACUCUCAGAUCUACAGAAGUAUUAGCACUUACUCUUUUGCUGUUUUUACUUAAGUCUGUGCAAAAAGUAUUGUCGAUAGUCUGAAGGAUGAUGAGCUUCUAAAGUUUCCUAAAGUUUUUGUAUCUGCAGUGGAGAAUUAUUCUAUGACCUGGUCAUCUGUGUCUAUGACUUUAAUAAAACAUUUCAACAUUGUGGGUUUGUUCAGCCUGUAAGAACGAGAUAAGACAGAGAGAGGGAAGGGGGAAGAGAGAGAGAGUGUGGGAGCGAGAGGCCUCAUGUUUAUACAAGCAGUGACCCAAACCUCCACACACACACACACACACACACACACACACACACACACACACACACACACACAGAAUUCUGAGCUUUUGCCAAACACUCAGUCUGUGUGACGGCUAAUGUUAAAUUCUAUUCACCACCACACACAAUAAAUAGAAGCUGCGUGUAUGUGUUCAGUGUACCUCGAAUACUAUAUUGAUUUUCUGUCUUGAGUGUCAGUCUGAGUGUAUUUUAUUUUUGUUAGGACUCCCUAAAGGUCCAAAUUUAGUUCCAGAUCAGACAAGGUCUAAGUAAUCAGACAUGUCCUCUAUCACAGGCGCCGUCCGAGGUAGAUGGGGGGGUUCGCAUAAACGUGACUUGUUGCUGUUUUUAAAAAAGCUCUAAAACUCUUAGACUUCAGCAAAGAUAAUAAGUAAAAGCUGACAUGACUUGAACAAAUCAACAAAAAAGUAAUCCAGAAUUCAAUCCCUUUUACACUUCAUGCAUCAUAAGCUGUAAAAUAUAGUGUAAAAAAGUGAGGACGCUUAAAGCACCUGCUCCCCUCGUUUAUCAAACACCAAUAGAUAUUAAACUGUUUGUGAUCACAACAAAACUUAAUGAGACAGUUACUAUAAUAAAUCAUAAGUCUAACAAUAUUCCCAAAUUAGUACCACCAAAUUAACAUACAGUCAUCUGCAUCCAUUAAAAUUAAAUAUCACUCUAAUGAUAGUUCGUAAUGUUAAUAAGCCCACAAAGGCCAAUCAGACUAAUUAUGAUAGGCUGAACAGGAUGCAGCUGAGAGUGAUUUAUCACCAUCAUCUAAGUACACACAGCUUCAUCAAAAGCUGAAUUUUAGUCACCCACCAUUACUGCUGCAUGUUAAUGAGGAGAGCAUUGUUUGGUGUAACUGUGCGCUUAAUGAGUUAGUCUGUGGUCAUGUCACGCCUCCUUUGUGACGUAACAGUUCACUAGGCCCAAAAGCAACAUGGCUCUAUCGUUGUGGUCUACCGUUUAGGAGCUGCAGGCCUGAAAAUGACUAUAUUUAUAACAGAAAACAGUUGUUCUGUUGCUCACAGGCUUUUUAAAAGUUGACUAAUUGUCACCCAGUCUUUGACAUUGCUCUGAUGUACUUGUGGAUGUUUGAGGGGAGAAUGAGAUGAGUUGCUAAGCCAAUCAGUGAUCUUAGUGAAUGAGGGUUCUCAGGUUCUGAGGCACCAGUAGAGUUGACUCAAAUGUCCUAUAUGGGAGGGGUCAUUUAUAGUGAGUGGGUGGUGACUGCAGAUGGGAGUCCUUGCAGGGUGAGCAGGAUCCUAACGUGGAGUGGACUAACUCACAAUCCAGCUUAAACUCUUGGAUAGCCCUGAAAAGAUUCCUAUCUUCAUAACCACACACUCAAUGUAAGUUGCCAUAUUUGUUAUGUGGUCACCAACUGAAUAUACUGAAUAUGGAAACAAGUUGACACAAAGCGUUGAUCCUCUUUAUUGAAGAUUAAUAUUCAAAAUAUCCUCCACGUUGUUAAUCAAUGCUAUCAUAAAUGACAGGUUGUGGGUUUUGACCAAUCAUGACCAAGUAUUGAAUGCAGUCGUAUAUAAUAACAGCUAACAUAUUGUAGUUAAGUCAGCUUCACUGUGAACCAUAGUAUCUGUCAUCACACAUUAUACUGUUAGUGCUGUGUAUGCGUAAAUGCUGCUAACUGGAAGCAUAUAGAGUAAAAUUAAAAUGGUCCCAGUUUGGAGCCCUGAGGGACCCCCAGUUUGAUGAUGACUGAGGGGAAAUGAUCUCUGGUCAGAACACCUGGUCUCAGGUACACUAGCACAGUGCUUUAGCCUGCUAGUUAAUACAUUUAUACAGAAGGAGGCACUGUUGAUCCAAAAUGUGAUGCUGUUAACUGUUGAUCUGUUAGCAAAGCUGUUCAGUAACUGUUAAUUUGUUAUUUCUGUUCAAAGUUAACAAUAGGUGACAUUAUUGUGAACAUUAAAACUACUUCGAAAGUCUUAAGGCAAGGCAACCUCAGUUCCUACCUUAAACUGUUUCCUAGGUGAGCAGAAGGGUUCAUGAUGGUGACUUAACCCCCACUCUCUUCUUUCUCCUCAGUGAGUACUACCUGUUCACCCUCUGCACGGAGACCAAGUCCCAGGGCGUCUCAUGUUACUGGCCCAACCCGCUAGUAGAGAGCUACAUCAUCCGUAUACACAAGCACUUUUUCUCCAACUGCACCCACACACCAGUGGAGUGGGUGGAUCCGCCGGAUGAGACGCUCACCGUCCUCAUCCUUGUCCCAGUUGUCCUCACAUUGGCCAUGAUCACUCUGGUGGUCUGGUGCAGCAAGAGGAGCGAUCUGCUUGCUUAAAAACUCUGAAAGAUGACAGGAAGAAACCUUCAGGUGUCAGAGAAAAAACUGGGAAAGUUACGUUUGGUCUCUCAAAGUCAUUGCGCUGGAAAGUCGCUGGUUAACUUAGCUUUGCAUAAAGAUUAUAAACAGGAAAGGCACAGCCCAUCUGAAGAAAAUUUAAAUCCGUCCGGCAGCACUUCUAAGAGUUUCAUCAUAUGGGUCAUUUUUUAAUAACGAAAAACUGUUCCAGGUCAGUUUAGCUCAUUUUAGUCUCCAUGAGAUUUUCAGUUUACUGUUUAAAGGGAUAUUCCAACACAGAAACAUUUUUUUUUACAUUGUAGUGUUUGUAUGGAUUAAACUUAUUAAAUAAGGAUAUGACUUGAUGCUGAGGAGCCAAGCUGGCUGUUUGCCUCUAAAAGCUAAGCUAAGCUAACCAGCUGCCUCCUGCAGCUUUUCUGGAGAAAUUGGAGUCAUUUCUCCCCCUCUAUUUGUCCUUUGAGACUUAAAUGAUUUAAAAAAAAUCAUCUAUGAUUUGGAAACUUGACCAGCAGGACUAAAGACCAAAUUCUUUGAGGUUCAUGAAGUCAGAGUGUUGACCUUUGACCUCCUGUCAGAGCACUGUAUCAUCACUAAAAGCCAAAAGUUUUCUCAAAGCCAGAGAUCGGGACCCUGAGGACUUGUGUGUUUUUUAUUUUAAUGUUAUCGACCAUGUUUGACGUGGAUACAAAAAGGAACCAAAAGUGGACUGAGUUUAGUUCCUGCAGGUUUUUAUUUAAGUGUCACACUGGAACAGAUACACAGGUGUGCAACCAAAGACCAGUACUACUACAGGUGAAUCCAGAGCCACAGGGACUUAUUUAUAUCCCUGUAACCAAUAAGAACAGUUACUGUCACAUUGAGGUUUGUCUAAGACCACAGUAUCACUGAAGAUCUGAAACUCGCUGAUUUAAUUUUGCUCUUCAGGUAUUCAGACUGUUUUUAUUUUCUCCCAAAGUUUGAAUCAUCGAUCUGUUUGUGAAACUCUGAAGGUCAAAGUUCAGCCAUUAAAACAUUAAUGAAGUAAUGUGUUUCUGCUCCAUCCUUUUUUUGUCGUUCCUUCAUUUGACUGAUUGUGUUGAUUUAUUUUCAAGUUGUCCUGUCCUAUGGCUACAGUAAUCAUUAGUUGCAAGUCUGAUACUGUGACAGCCCUAAUGUAAACAGACUGGGUUUUCAUUUAAAAUAUUUUGUUCAUUCAGACAUUCACAGGGACUUAUUUCUUCUUUGUAACGUACAUUUGUACAUUGUAAAUGACAGAUUAAAAUGAAAACAGUAAUAUAAACAGAAAGGAUGAAUGUGAGAUAAUCAGUAACCAGGAACUUCAUGACUAAUUUUGAACUAAAAGUGCCGGAAAGUGUGAUACAAUUUUUAUCUUUGUCCUCUGUUUUAUGAUGUGUGAAAAUCAUUGACAGUGACCACCUUUAUGAAGUCAGUCACCUUAUUCUGAUUUUUGGCACAGUAUCAAUAUUCUAUUUUUUUAAACACAGUUUGUGUUAAUAGCAGUAGAAAGCAACAGUUCCUGAUGAGACUGAAGAUGAAACUAAGAAAUAGUCUGCUAGAGAGGAGAAACAUAAUGGCUUAUUGAUUGGGAGUCAAUAGAGAAACAGGAUUCAGACUCAGAAGAUGAUGAUGACAAUGAUGAUAAUGAUAAUAACAAUAAUAAUAAUUCAUUUUAUUUAUUGGAGCCUAUCAGAGCACUCAUGGUUGCCUUACAAGAGAGGGUUAAAACAAGACAAACAAGUAAAUAGUUCAUAAAAUGAUUUUAAACACAAGUUAAAGCAACAGUCAGAAUAGAUAUGCUAACUUAAAAAGAUGGGUUUUAAGAUGAGUAUUGAAAAUUGACAUAGACUUGAUAUUAAGGAUGUCUGGAGUGAGGGAGUUCCAGUGUCAAGGAGCAGAGCAACUGAAGGCUCCUGAGCCCAUGGUAGUCAGAUGGGUGGGUGGAGAGAGGAAGAGUACCUGAGAGUGCGAGGGGAGGUGCUGAUGUAAAGAAGGUUGGAAAGGUGCAGAGGGGCGGGGUUAUGGAUGGCAGGUCAACUCUGCAGCAGCUCAGACCAUUCUGCAGAGCCCUCCAUAUGGACAACAAGAAACAGGAAUGGAUCCUGAUCACCUAUGGUUUAUAAAAUUUAUCCUCACAAUAACACAAAGUGUGUGCGUGCAUCAACAAGAUGCAGUUAUCAUGGUGACACGUUUUGAAGGAUCAUGUAAAUUUGAUGUCAAUGAAUUAUUCAUGUAGACUCUUUUUAAGGUCACAGUGACCCAUCUUUCCCUCCCCAGGUAUGACAGGUGCAGAAAUCACAGUCGCUGACUCAGGUGAUCUGACCUAAAGGACUAAAAACUGAAUGUUCUGGGCUUAUUAAAAAGAUAUAAAACAUUAAAAAGUUCAGUGAGAGCCUUUUUAAAGUGUUUAUAAUCAUUUAUUCGUGUGUGGUGGUUUUGAUGACUCGGAUUAUCUGAAGCCACCAGGUCCAGACACAGAGAGAAUAAAUGAUGCAUAAGGCAAGUGUAUUGUGAUCCCUCUGCUAUGAUGUGUUACUGAUGUAUGGUUACAGAAACACACACACACACAAAAAAUACAAAAGUAGGAUAGUCAUUCAAUCAGACUGCAAGGAGAAUCCUGGCAGACUGGGCUGGGUGAUGAGUAAUAAAAAUAAUUUCUUUGUUUUGUUUCUUGUUUUGUCAAUGCUUUUGUGCGUGAGAGUGUGUGUGAGGGUGUGUGUUGAAGUGUUUAUUCUCAGUCUUCAUUGUCCCAUAAUAAAACAGGAUGAGCUCUGACCAUCUGUAGAUCUGAUUCUGUUUAAACAUCUGAAACAAUCAAACUGAUCAUUGUCAGGACAAAAUUCAACAAUAAAACUUUCAAACAGACGUUAAUGCUUAACCUGUUUACCGUCUGUAUUCAAUUAAAUCUGUUAAAUGGGUUCAGUGAAUUUUAAUCUGCUUUAAGUGUUCAGUCUGAGCUCUUGCACAUGUAGAAACAGUGAUUUAUAUUCCUCCAUGAAGGGCACAAACAGACAAUUCCUCCCUCAGCAGCAUGAACCAGGCAGGAAGGAAACUCUGACUGUUCCCAUAACACACAAGAAAUCUGGGAAAUGGAGGGAGCCAGGAUGUGGGAGGAGCCAAUGAGGGCAACAAGCUCUAACUGGACCAUCAUUAAUAAGACUGAUUAUUUCUCUAUAUAUCUACUGUAUAAACUGUUUGAAAGUGGAUGUUUGUAAGUGCUGUUAGUGGGUGGUAUGUUGAUCUUAUGCAUGUGACAAUGCUUACUGUAAACUAUGAAUCCAAAUAACAGGCUAGCCUAAGCUACAAAAGCCAUUUUUCUAAUUGGUAAAAAGGGAAAGAAGGCAGAGGUGGAUCAAUGGAAGCCUUUAUUCCUGACAUACCAGCUCCUGUCUAGAUCUUUGCUUUUGUCGUAUUUGCUCCCAAACAUUGCUGUGGAAACAAGCAUCUGCUAAAUGACAUUAUAAUGACAUUGGUUGGCUUAAGAACCAGUGGAGAAGUACAGUGUGAAGGUUAGUGGUGUGUUGCAGCAGAAGUUGUGAGAUGCCCGACUGACACGUCACCAAAACUGCCCCCCUAAGGUCGAGAGUACCUGGGGCCUAUUCUACGAGGUAACUUUGAGGGUAAGUUUGGGGUUUCCUGUUCAAUGACGUGGGUUCACUUCUUAGCGAGGUGAGUCUCCAUGGCAACGUACACUAAACGGCUAACCUGCUCCGGGGCAGGUUAGGUUCCAGAUUGAACUCACCGAGUAUAAAAACCCCGCCCACUGACCAAUAAGCUCUCUAGAAAAAUGGCUUGUCCGUUCUUGGAGGAUCCUAUAGACCUCAGUGCUCGCAUUGUCCGAGGAGCAGUCCGGCGAACGAGAGUUUUCAGGGACCGCACGGACCCACUUACUUUUCUGGAUGACCACCUUUAUGAAAGGCUCAUAUGGCCUACAUAUCACACAAAAAAAUGUAAACACGAUAGGAAUGAACAAAUGAAUGAAUUUAUCUUGGAUAUGAAUUAGACAUGUCUGGUGCAUGUUAAAAGCACACGUUGAACAGUGCUAUUUCAGGGUAAUAAUGGCAUCAAAGAUUUUUUGCGCACUACACUUCCGCAUUGAGACUGUCAGCAAUUUUCUGCCAGCAUUCCUUUUUGUGCUUUUGCAGCGGCGACGGUGUUGCUUUUGAGGUUUAUGAUAGAUUUGAAUUCUUCAUACUUUCUCAUGAUCGUCUCCAGCAACUUGUUUGUAAAGUACGCAGUCCUUCGCUCUCCGACCUGCUCUGACGCUCCAGACUGGUCCAUGUUCGUGAUUGGUCAGAUGCGGCGGGCUCCGCCUUACACGCGUGCACGCGCUCAUAGCACAGCUGGAUCCACUUACGAGGUUGAUAACCAGCGCCGCAAGACAGUUUAGCGAGACUGCUGGCUACCGCGCUAAAUUGAGCAAGGUAGCUCCAAGGCUACCUCGCUCGGUUGAACCUGCUUCGUAGAACAGGCCCCUGGCUGCAGACACAGCAGAGCUCUGUAAAGACAUGCACAGUGGGAAGUUGGAUCUCAACUCGGAUCUACAGCAAUCUCACCAUUAAAAAUUGUUCUUUGUAGUGUUUUCUUUUACAAAUUUUGACAGUGAAAAUUUAAAAGACUUUGAGAGUUUGGUUAAAUCCAAGUCAUGUAGCUCUGCUUACGUGCAGUAAGACCUCAGUUGGCGCAUGCUCGGUUAGAAGUUUACGUCUUGGAUCCUGGCUGAUAAAAGGUGACCUCAUACCUCAUGCCUAUAGCGUCCAACUUUCAACCACACUUAUUCCUGCAGAAGUCUGGUGUGUCUGCAGCCAGGUCCUUUUUCCUGAAGUAGGAAUUUGGAGAAACUUAAGGUAACUUUUGCUGAAAAACCAAAAUGGUUGUACCAAGCAUCAACUAAUACAGUAAGUAGCAGAACUUUAAGAAGUGCUUAUUAGAAAUUUAUUAGUGUUGUGCAAGUGAACAUAACAUGUUGAUUUUACGCACAAACCACCUGAAAGUGUGUUGUUAUGUCCUAAUAUAGGCAAUGAUGCUAAAAACAACAGGGGCCACUUUAAGACUUUGUUUUCACUUUGCAGCUGGAUUAUCGGAUUGACGGGUUUUCUCUUUAAAAAGAUUAUUUUCAUACAAAGUUAAGUUGAAAUAUCAUCCUGCUUUACGAUUACAAAUUACAUUCAACUAAAUGUUUUCAUUCAUGGUAGGGUCUAUGAUCCUUUUCCUGUAACUUUUCUGAUGGUAUUUACUCAGCUCGUCUGUAACACUGCCAAAUCCCAUAUCGUGCUGUGGUGUGUCUUUGCUUUGUGUCUGGUUUUGUUUCAAUUUGAUGUAUGCCUCUGUUAGUCCUUAAUGUUUUCUCAACAUCUGUUGCUAGUUUCUUCGUUCUUUUUUUUCCUGUCUACUUCCUUUUCUGCUGAUGGCUGGUCAGUCUUAACCACCAACAGCAGCUACUUUCCCCCUUGAAGUGACUCAGCUUAUUUCACAGAGUUACAGAUGGUUUGGUUUGGUGUGGCUAACUUUGUUACAUGACUAUCAUUACUUUCAGGCCCCUAAAUACACCUUGAUCAUCAUUUUGAAUUAAACUGCAUUAAAACCUAGUUUAAAGACCCCUACUCUUGCCAUCCACUGCAGUGAGUGACGUCAAACUGUAGAAACAUGACCACAAGCAGCCAAUAUCUAACGUGUAUUAGGGUAUGUGUUAGUGCUGUUAGAUUGUAAGUGUGUGUGUCAAGUGAGUUUAUGUUGUCAGAGGCUGUGUGUCAAACUCAGAGUUGCACAACAUGCUGCAGAAACAGACUCAGGUUUUAGAUUAACAGUGAGUGAUGUGUUUGAAUGCAGCAGGAGGAAGUGUUUAUCCAGAAAUAAAUGACAGGAGGGUGUCAGCAAAGAGGAGACUCACUGUUUUAUCUCUGGAGGGCAGCAGAUUUAAAAGAAACUGAUACACCCCCGCAGGAGCUUUGAUUGAAAGUGACAGUAAGUAAACACACCUGUGUGCACCUUUAAAUGAAACCUGAUUAUGGAUCAUACCUGAGCCCGAUUAUCUAUUAUCACCAAAACACUCCGAAACAUGUAGUGAUACUUUCUGAGUGUGUGUGUGUGUGUGUGUGUGUGUGUGUGUAUGUGUGUGUGUGACAGGUCUUAAAUAGACUUAAGAGACUUCACAUCGCCAUGACAACCAUAGAAAAUGUCCUCACAAAAACUGCACACACAUGCACACACCCACCUUCCCACAGUAAAACACAGCACAUGACCCAAACAGGACGUCCUCCCACUUCAUCGCCCACCGUGAAGACACACGCACACGCACGCACGCACACAAACACACAAACACACACACACACACGCACGCACGCACGCACACACACACACACACACACACACACACACACGCACACACACACACACAGAGUUGUGUUUCAGUUGACUUUGAAACAGCUAAAUUAAUAUAAGUCUGAAUCUUUCAGAGUAAAAUUCCAAAUUUAAACAGUCUGACACUUUUAGUGUGUGCAUGUUUAAAGAAUAAUUGAUUGAAAUAAAAAAAAAUUCUCUUUAAAUAGAACACUGUCACCCUUUUUAUUUCACCUCAUCCUCAUCAUCAUUAUCAUCAUCAUCACCAUCAUUGUCGUCUGGCAUUUUGUCUGUGUCUACCUCCCUCUGUGUGUGGUCUCUGUAGACGGCAUACAGUCGGCUCAUCAGCUCAAAAAAAAAAAAACACUCAGACUCCCCGUCUCUAAGGACCACAGACUGUUUAUUGAAAAUGUACUCCACAUGCCUUUAACCUUUAAAGCUCCCUCUGGUGACUGUCUGCAUUGCUGUAUAUGAAGCCUUCACAGGUGGGACAUGAGUUCAACUGUAACAUCUAAAAACACAACAAAUACAUUUUUCUCAAACAUAUUUUCUCUCAUCUUAGUCAAAUAUUUCAAUGUAGAUUUAUGUCCAAAUGUUCAUUUAACUAAAAAAAAAAAGUGAUUUGAAUUAGUCAUGAAGUUAUAAAAGUGGUGAAAGAUCAUGAUUGACAACCCUGGUGACUAAUGAGGCUCCUGCAGCUCUGUGCAACCAUAUUAUCAGAGUAGAGGAGGAGCAGUGAGAGGAAGCAUAAUAAACACUAAAACAGGAAUCAAUAACUGUGAGGAUCUGUACUGCUAUGAACUGUGCCCACCUGAGGGAGCUUAGAUGAUUUAUCACCUGCUUAAAUGUGAAGGGGCAGGAUGUCAAUGCCACAGCUCCACCAGCCUACAUCCUCUGUGCAUGACUUGGCUCCACCAGAUGUAUCACACAGUUUAAUAUGCUGCUCACCAAAAAAGAAAAAAAAAAUUGUCAGAUGAAUUUCAAAUACUGCACUUUUAAACAAUAAUGAGACUGGAUUUUGAUUUGUUCAUACCAACUGUGGUUUUCUAAAAAUAUAAAGCGUGUUAAUUUUUCUGAGUCCUUCAUUUUCUUUUACUCCUCAGUGCAUGAUAGGAUAUCUUUGUAGAUUAGUGGACAGUUUUACAAUCUUCUCACAAUCCAUGGUGGGAAACUACAAUCCCACCAUGAAAGGGACAUGUAUAUUAAACCCAUAUUAUGGCAAAGAAAACUUAUCAAUAACCACCCUUGCAUAUAACCUGGCUACUCACUGAAAUGAGACAUAAGUUGACCCAAAGUAUUAAUGUUCAAAUGAUUUUAGAUCAGUUUAAAAAGGAUUUAUGUGGAGAGGUAAACAAACUGUCUUUCAGGAUUGUAUUCGACUCUGUUUCAGGAAACAUUUCAGAGUUUGUCUCUGAAUCCUUCGCCAUCUCUCACUUCUCAUGUUUCUCUCCUCCCUCAUCCUUCUUACUCCUCCUCCUCCUCCCCCUUCUCCCUCUCUCAUUUUCUUCCUCCCUUUUCUCUCUCCUUUCCCCCAGUGACUUCUGACCUCCUCCCUGUGACUCCCUUCUUGAAGUCCAGAUCACCACACAGCUGGACUCUAUCUCACACACACACACUCACACAGUUCAUGUUUUCAAGUACUGAUAGACUUGUGUAUGUCUUCUGGAGUGUCUUCAAAUGUAUGUUUAUGUUUAUCUUUCUGUUUAAACUCUAUGUAGUAUUAGCAGCUGUGUAUUGUUAUUGAAACAGAUAUAUAAAUCAUUAGUAAUGUCCGAUGAAACAGCAGAGUCAAAGUUUACUUGCUGAAUGUGCUAGAUUUAAAUCUGGAAUUGUGGGUUUGUAGCUUUUGCUCUGUGGGUCUGGAAUUUGUUGAUUUAUUGUCUUGCAGUUUAAUUUUCUUAAAUUUAGUUUUGUAGUUUUAUGUUCUGAAGUUGUGAGGUUAGGAGAGGACCAUCAAUACUCCCUUUCACCUUUUAUUAUGUCAGUGUUUGACACCUGUAGACUAACUCAGCCCAAAAAUGUUUUUAUUUAUCCUUAACCACGCCCCCUUUCAGCUAAUCACUAUCCUGUUUGACCUGUUAUCUAUCAAAACAAUCAACAAAUUGCAUUAACAAGAGGCUAACGGCAGAACUUUUACAGUUCUGUACUGUUUUUUUAACUUUCAUCUGUGCUAAGUAUCUUUAGCUCGUAAGCUAACCUGUUCAGAUACAAUAUACCAUAUGUAUUUUCACUGUCGCAAACUCAAUC
Xyrichtys novacula (pearly razorfish) is the source of this 21823-nucleotide messenger RNA. Lineage: Eukaryota; Metazoa; Chordata; Actinopteri; Labriformes; Labridae. The record is from the annotation of a GenBank genome assembly.